Thermothielavioides terrestris NRRL 8126 is the source of this 2681-nucleotide messenger RNA. RefSeq lists its product as uncharacterized. NCBI's taxonomy places the organism in Eukaryota, Fungi, Ascomycota, Sordariomycetes, Sordariales, Chaetomiaceae. Gene Ontology annotation, molecular function: 3-dehydroquinate dehydratase activity. The transcript has a single exon. Bases 271 to 2556 code for a protein of 761 amino acids. The record is from RefSeq and is a predicted model, not a curated record.
AACGCACACUGGGCUGCCGCCUCUCGUGACCGGCGAGAUUCCCCGCGCGCGGAAUGCGAACAACCCUCGGAUCUAGCAGACCAAGGCCAUGCACGUUACGGCAUUUUGGCCCCUUUCUGCUUGCUACUGGUUGGACUCCGGAGACGAACACCGUGGACAGCAGACGAACGGGGGGCUGCACCAACUACGAUCCGAAGGCGUCAACUCCCAGCCUCGAACCCCUGAGACGCCAAGCAUCUUGAAGCCCAACCGCAGCCUGGGAAAGCUAUCAUGGCGACGGUGCAGCAAGUAGAGCCCCUGCCAACACCAGCACGGCCGCAGAGCAUGCGUGGCAGCGCAUUUACCCGAGAUGUCGAGAUGGAAGCUGGAACACCACCGCUCCAGCAUGACAUGCCUUUGGGCAGCGAACCGCAGAGAGGGGACACCAGGAUUGUGGUUAUCAUGUACGGUCGCGGCCAGGAGCAAAUUGUUUCUGUUUUCGCCGAGGUUCUCGGGAAACCGUCCAGGACGAAGAGUCGUUUUGGAGACGUGACGCAGGAGGAUCAAGACUGGGUCAUUGGACUCCCCGCUGAGAGCGCAAAAGCUGACAUUUCGUCGCGGAACAAAGGGCUGGUUGUGGCCAUCAACGCCCACUGCACUGGUCUGGGCAUGCCCCCUGAUGUCUACCUUUCGGCCCAGUGCGACUACGAGUUUCUCUACACCGAGAACCCGUUCUUCCGACGGGACCUGGCUCGCUUUACCUCGCACAUUCUGGGGCAGCUGUGCCACUACCGGGUCUUGAUGGCGAAACCGAGGACUUUCUUCAUCUCCACCACCUUUCCAGACGUCCACGCCGCCUUGCCGAACAUCGACAUCCUGACCGUCGGGGCGGAUGCGAUCGAAAUUCGCGUGGACCUGCUCAAGGAGCCGCUCGGCAACGGUACCUACUCGGAAAUUCCCAGUCUCAGUUACGUCGGCGAGCAGGUCAUGCUGCUGCGCCAGAGGACCGAGUUGCCCAUCAUAUUCACGACAAGGUGCACAAAAGAAAACGGCCGGUUUCCGAUGGACAAUCCAGACCUGUACUACGAGUACCUCUACCGAGCCAUCCAGUGGGGCGUGGAGUACAUCGAUGUCGAGCUCUGGCUUCCGGAGACGAUCAGGAGGAGGUUGUUUGAGCAACGGGGGAACAGCCGCAUCAUGUCCGCCUUCCACGACUUCUCCGGGACCUUCAAAUGGACCUCGGAACGAGCCGAGUCCAUAUUCCUCGAAUCACAACGCUACGCGGACUGCGUGAAGAUGAUCGCCAUCAUCAACGAUCACAACGAGAACUUCGAGCUGGAGUAUUUCCGGUCCAAGAUUAAGACCAAGUAUCCCGACUCCGUCCCUCUGUCAGCUGUAAACAUGGGCGAAACAGGCCAGUUCUCACGCACGCUGAACAAGUUCUUCACCCCGAUAACGCACCCCCUCUUGCCCAUCAUUGCAGCUCCUGGUCAGAUGAGUGCCGCCGAAAUUAACCAGGCACUGGCAUUACUCGGGCAACUACCCAGGAAAAACAUAUACGGCAUCACCAGCCCGGCGAUGCGGAGCGCCACCCCUCAGGCCCCCUUUUAUGAGAAGUGUUUCAACGAACUAGGCCUCCCGCACCAGUUUGCCGUCGUCGAGUGGCAACCAAAAGGACCGGGCUGCAUUGGGGCAUGGUGCAAUCAGAAGAAUUUCGGUGGCGCUUACUUCAACCCUGCUGUCUCUUACAAGAGUCUGGUCGCCAACAGCAGCUUCCUCAGCUCUCUGAACAGCGGGGCCGGGCCUACCCUCAGCGAAGCAGCACGACUCAUCGGCAUGGUCGACACCAUCGUCGUGCGGCCGAACUCAUCCAGCGCGCCCGAAUCGGCGCCGGCAUCUAUCCCGUCGAGCCCGCCGCGCCACAGGAACGGCGACUCUUUCAGCGCCUUGGGCGCAGCGCAGUCCGGCCUUCCGCCAAACACGUCGUUGGUCCUCGACAACGCAUCAUGGAAGGGAAUUCUGAGCACCUUGACCCGCGAUCUCGCUCCUUCGGCAUACUUUGGCUGCGCCGCUGUGGUGCUCGCAGCAUCGGCCGAGGACGCAGCCAGCGCGCUCUUCGCCCUCAAAGCUCUCAAGGUGGGCAAAGUGUACACGGUUGGCUUCAAGACGCCCCCGGCAUUCGGCAAGGACCUCCUCAUCGAGCCGUUCACCAGCCUCGAGAGCAUCCAACGCGCCCGUACGGUCGACGCGAACGGCACAGCCGUGGGAACAGGCACCGGCUCCCCAUUCCUAGUGGUCAGUGCUCUGGGGCCGGAGAAGAGCACGCUCGUGGGCAUGCUGGUGAGGCUGUUUGGCUCGCGGGGUGCGGGCAACUCCCGCAAAGUCUUCCUGGACCUGGCGGACCGCUCGGCCUCGCGCAAGGGUGACCCGGCUUUGAUCGCCGAGCAGAGCGGGUUUGCGGCGUACGGCGCGGCGGAUGUCACGGCCUUCACCACGGUCGAGACCCUGCGGCUUCUGGUGGGCCAGAACGUGCCGUACAGCUUUGUACGGCUGGCGAGCGGCCGCACUUUGUUCUGAGUGUUGUCCGUCCGGGUGUUUUUUUCUUCGUCUUAUGUCACCACGGGACCGGUGCUGCGCAAGGCAUUGCUUACAAGGGGCCGUCUCUCGCCUCCAUCCGAGGCGUCAGAGGUUAGCACAGAUUU